ACAAAUCGUCCUCUCUCCCUUUCUUUUAUCAAAAAGAAAGGGGGGAAGGGGACGAAUUAUAACCAUGACAGAUUCUUCAGGUGAUGAUAAAAAAGAUGAAAUAAAACCUGUUUUAGGUUAUCCUGAACAAUUUUCUCAAUCGAAUCGUAAUUUUGCCUCGCCUUAUCCCAAUCCUGCCUAUCACUAUCCUCCACCAUAUGAUCAAUAUCCAUAUCAAUACCCCUAUUAUUACUACCCAAAUUACCAAUCCAAUUACUAUAACAAUGACAACAACAACAAUAAUAAUAUCUUGCAACCCCAAUUAUCUAACGUACCCCCUCCACGACGAAAAAUUAUAACUUUUUGUCGUGUCCUUUUUUGCCUUAUCGUCAUUCUAAUAUUGAGUUUCAGUAUUUUUUUCGUAGUUCGAAUUUGGAAAAAUUACGCAUAUUACCCUUCAUUUGAGGUUGUAUCAUUUAUUGUACAUUCUUUCAACAUAUCAAAUCCCACCAAUAAGUUAACAGUGGAUUGGGAAGUAGAUGUGAGUGUGAGGAAUUCAAAUAGGAAAGUGGAAAUUAGUUUUGAGUACAUAUCAAUUAGCUUGAUGUACAAUCUACAACUACUCGAAUCAUCGUUCAGCGCGCCUUUCAAUGUGUCUAGAAAAAGUAACGCUAAGUUUCAUGUCGAUUCUAAUAUUCCAAAUCCAAAUCAGGUGAAAAUAGGAGGACUUGUGGUUAAUGAAAUGGCUCGAGAUUUGAGAAGAGGUUACAACUUGUUAAUUGAUUUGAGAAUAGAAGCUAAAAUAAUAAAUCAAGGUACCAAUAGUCGCUACAAAAGAGAGUUGUAUCUAUCAUGUGAUGAUUUAAUUUUGAAUUUCAAGAAUUCAACUAGCUUGCCAGAGUGGGAUGGUAGAACAAAUAAUUACAAAUCGAAAUGCGAGUACGAUGAGACAUGGUGGGAUGUCAUAUGGGAACCUUGGUGAAAUUUCAUGUAAACAUCAACCAAUAAGAAGGAGAGGCCACAAGUGAC
This is a messenger RNA of Solanum stenotomum, 1008 nucleotides long. RefSeq lists its product as uncharacterized. The record is from RefSeq and is a predicted model, not a curated record. NCBI's taxonomy places the organism in Eukaryota, Viridiplantae, Streptophyta, Magnoliopsida, Solanales, Solanaceae. The transcript is spliced from 2 exons. Bases 65 to 961 code for a protein of 298 amino acids. Gene Ontology annotation, cellular component: plasma membrane.